Truncatella angustata is the source of this 1469-nucleotide messenger RNA. RefSeq lists its product as uncharacterized. The record is from RefSeq and is a predicted model, not a curated record. The transcript has a single exon. NCBI's taxonomy places the organism in Eukaryota, Fungi, Ascomycota, Sordariomycetes, Amphisphaeriales, Sporocadaceae. The coding region runs from base 196 to 1200 and encodes 334 amino acids.
ACUUCCUUUGGAUCAAGCAUUCGCAUGCACUGGAAUUCGGAAAUUUACCCAUCCGUAAGACGUGCCUCCGCAACCACUUAAGAAUUGAUUUAGGUCACCUUGGACUUGUAAACAUACACUGUUCUUCGCUUGUAGUAACCUCGUUCCGCAUCUCUUCACCCCACCCCGCGAAAGUCGCAUUGCACUACCAUAAAUAUGCCUGGGGGUGACGGAACACCAGGCCAUAUGGCCAAAUUUAUCGGGGCUCAAUUGUUUAGCAAUGCCCCGAAGCCUACAACAAGCUUCGCAGGGCAGACCAUCAUCAUUACCGGGUCAAACACGGGGCUAGGGUACGAAGGCGCUAAACACGUCCUCAACUUGGGAUGCACCAAGCUUAUCAUAGCGGUGCGCUCAGUGGAGAAGGGCGAAACUGCUAGGCGCUCUCUCAUAGAAUCAACUCGAUGCGAUGCAAGUAUCAUCGAGGUAUGGCCCAUCGAUCUUACUAGCUACGACAGUGUGAAGGCUUUUGCCGAACGCGCGGACCGAGAGCUAGAGCGCCUCGACGUUCUCCUAGAAAACGCAGGAGUCGCCUCGGUGGAGUGGAAUUGGGUUGUAGAUAAUGAGCGGAUGGUGACGGUGAACGUCGUCUCGACCUUCCUUCUAGCCUUCCUCAUGCUACCUAAGCUCAAAGCUACAGCCGCCAAGUUCAACACGAAGCCGCAUUUAACGAUCGUGACAAGCGACACGCACUUCUUGGUCGACUUCAAGGAGGGGGACGCGCCCGAGGGAAUCUUCAACAGGCUAAACGACAAAGCCAAGUCGCUGAAGACCCAGAGCGAGCGUUACCCAACCACCAAACUGAUGCAGGUGUUCAUUGUUCGGGAAUUGGCCGCUCGUUUGCCAAAGGAAACGACUCCUGUCAUCAUCAAUUGCACAAACCCCGGCAUGUGCCACAGCGAGCUGUCGCGUGAGUUGGAUGGCAUGCAAAUCCGGAUUCUGAAGUUCUUGCUUGCAAGGACAUCAGAAGAAGGCUCUCGGAAUCUGAUCGCUGGGGCAAGCGGCGGAAUAGAUACACACGGUCAAUACUUGGAUGUGGGAAAGGUGAAAACGCCUGCAACUGUUGUUGUUGGCCCUGGCGGCGCAGAGAGGCAGAAGCGCUUAUUCAACGAGCUCAUUGAGAAGCUGGAAAAGAUCGUACCAGGGAUAUCUGCUAACCUAUAAAGGCCAGCAGCUUCAUCGUCUCAUGUCAUUACUUUUCUGUUUGAGUCUUUUGCUCCUUUUUCAAAUUUCUUAUUCCGGACCAAUCUAGGGAGCUGUAGAUGGUCUAGGAUAAUGGUGCGGAUCUUUAGGGAUGAUCUGUUGGAUGAUCUGCUGGAUGAUAUUUUGGAUGAUAUUUUGCUACAAAAACCCAGGCUGGGUUCCUGAAAGAUACCAUAGUUUGAUAACAGUCAUGUUGGCACGGUUUAAUUCAUUGAAUAUUCCUAUUGUCG